UUAUCCAAGCCUAAUUUCACGCCAUUAGAGUAAACUAAUGGAGUUUGCAAAGCUUUUUGCUCAAUGCAUCUUCAACAUGUUCAGGUUACUUAAAAAGAUUAUCUAUAACAUACCAAAGCUAAAAGAUACACCUAUAAUUGCUCACAUAAGUGAUGUUAUACUCUUCUUGUACUAUCAUUAUUGGUGUGGCCUUACUCCUUGUAAAGUUGAUUUAGAUGAUCAAACUACAAUGCACUUUUGGAUCUCCAAUUAUCGUCGCCAUGAUCGCCCUAACCUUGUUCUCAUCCAUGGUUGUGGUGGUGAUGCGCGGUGCCAAUUCGUGCUUCAGAUUGAAUCAUUAGCAAAAUUAUUCAACAUAUACAUGCCAGAUUUACUGUUCUUCGGAAAAUCAUACACCAAGUGCACAAAACGUACGCCUCGUUACCAAGCCAAAUGCAUCAUGAAAGGGCUUAAAAAAGGAUUCGGUGUGGAGAAGUACACAGUAUACUCCAUCAGCUACGGAGGAUGGGUAGGCUAUUCAAUGGCGGAGAUGUAUCCUAACAUUGUGCAAAGGAAUAUCAUGGUUAGCUCUGGCGUAGGAACUACCAUUGAUCAGAAAUUGGCAUUGGUAAGUAAGUUGGACAACAAAGUAGAGGAAUUGGUGAUACCUAAAAACCCUGAUGCAGUUAAAUUGUUGGUAAAAUCAUCUAUAUACAAGUAUGACCUUACAUCUUGGGCCCCACAAAUUAUACUUUGGGACUUCAUCAAGGUAUUCGAGAACAAGAAUAGGAAGGAAAAGGAAGGGCUCGUAAAAUGUUUGAUGUCAAAAGAAAUUGAUUGCAACAUUUCAGCUUUGCCGCAGGAAACCCUUCUUGUAUGGGGAGAUCAGGAUAAGGUUUUCCCUAAAGAAAUCGGCCAUCAACUACAAAGGAUCUUGGGACCAAAAUCAAGGCUAAUAAUACUCAAAGACACAGGGCAUGCAAUUAAUAUUGACUCGCCAAAGGAGCUUAAUGAGUUGAUUAAAUCGUUUAUAUUCGGUCAACUGCAUAAUUAGCUGAAAGUCUAAAUGCUUGGCUCAUUAAAUUGUUCUGGUUAUGAAUGUACUGUC
Amaranthus tricolor (Joseph's coat) is the source of this 1087-nucleotide messenger RNA. RefSeq lists its product as uncharacterized. The transcript is spliced from 5 exons. Lineage: Eukaryota; Viridiplantae; Streptophyta; Magnoliopsida; Caryophyllales; Amaranthaceae. The record is from RefSeq and is a predicted model, not a curated record. Bases 38 to 1033 code for a protein of 331 amino acids.